Messenger RNA from Chrysochloris asiatica (Cape golden mole), 2223 nucleotides. RefSeq names its product exonuclease 3'-5' domain containing 2 (gene EXD2). Gene Ontology annotation, biological process: nucleobase-containing compound metabolic process. The transcript is spliced from 8 exons. Gene Ontology annotation, molecular function: nucleic acid binding; 3'-5' exonuclease activity. Bases 47 to 1900 code for a protein of 617 amino acids. NCBI's taxonomy places the organism in Eukaryota, Metazoa, Chordata, Mammalia, Afrosoricida, Chrysochloridae. Gene Ontology annotation, cellular component: nucleus; cytoplasm. The record is from RefSeq and is a predicted model, not a curated record.
AUUGUGGGAUUAGUGAUAUGCUUUCCUGAACAUCAGAAAGUCAAAGAUGUCUAGACACCACUCAGUGGCUUUGACAGUGAUCACCCUUCUGGGCGUGGCUGUUGGGGGUUUUGUCUUGUGGAAAGGCGUUCAGCGCCGGAGGACUAAACGUGCCUUUCAGCAGCAGCAGAAAGGGCUAGGCAGUAGAGAGCUGCUCCCUUCAGAAGACACCCUGCUGCGCUGCAGUGCCCCCAGAGCCUCAUGGGAGGAGAGGAUCCUCAAAGCAAAGGUGGUGACUGUGUCUCAGGAGGAGGAGUGGGAUCAAAUCGAGCCUUUGCUUAGGAGUGAGUUAGAAGAUUUCCCAGUGCUUGGAAUCGACUGUGAGUGGGUGAAUUUGGAAGGCAGAGCCAAUCCUCUGUCACUCCUGCAGAUGGCUUCUCCAAAUGGCUUCUGUGUCUUGGUUCGCCUACCCAGGCUGAUCCAUGGAGGAAAAACAUUACCAAGAACCUUACUGGACAUCUUGGCAGAUGAAACCAUUUUAAAAGUUGGAGUGGGAAGUUCAGAAGAUGCCAGCAAACUCCUCCAGGAUUAUGGCCUCAUUGUUAAGGGAUGCCUGGACCUCCGAUACCUAGCCAUGAGGCAGAGAAACAGUUUGCUCUGUAAUGGGCUUAGCCUGAAAUCUCUUGCUGAGACUGUUUUGAACUUUCCCCUUGACAAGUCCCUUCGAAUCCGUUGCAGCAACUGGGAUGCUGAGAAUCUUACUGAAGACCAGGUAAUUUAUGCCGCCAGGGAUGCCCAGAUUUCAGUGGCUGUCUUUCUCCAUCUUCUUGGAUACCCUUUCUCUAGGAAUUCAACUCUCGAAGAAAACAGUGGCCACAUUGGCUGGAGAAAAGUCUUGGAGAAAUGUCAGGAUGUAGUAGACAUCCCAUUCAGAAGCAAAGGAAUAAUCAGAUUGGGAGAAGAGGUUAAUGGGGAAGCAACAGAAACUCAACAGAAGUCAAGAAAUAAGAAGUCUAAGGUCGAUGGAAUGGGGCCAGGCAACCACCAAGGAAGAGACCCCAGAAAACAUAAACGAAAACCUCUGGGAGUGGGCUACUCUGCCAGAAAAUCACCCCUCUAUGAUAACUGCUUUCUCCACGCUCCUGACGGACAGCCCCUCUGUACUUGUGAUCGCAGAAAAGCUCAGUGGUACUUGGACAAAGGCAUUGGAGAGCUGGUGAGUGAAGAGCCUUUUGUGGUCAAGCUACAGUUUGAACCUGCAGGAAGACCUGAAUCCCCAGGAGAUUAUUACUUGAUGGUUAAAGAGAACUUGUGUGUGGUGUGUGGCAAGAGAGACUCCUACAUUCGAAAGAACGUGAUCCCACAUGAAUACCGGAAGCACUUUCCCAUUGAAAUGAAGGAUCACAACUCCCACGAUGUGCUGCUGCUCUGCACCUCCUGCCAUGCCGUCUCCAACUACUAUGACAAUCAUUUGAAGCAACAGCUGGCCAAGGAGUUCCGGGCCCCCAUUGGCUCUGAGGAGGGCUUGCACCUGCUGGAGGAUCCUGAGCGCCGCCAGGUGCGCUCUGGGGCCAGAGCCCUGCUCAAUGCAGAGAGCCUGCCUACACAUCGAAAGGAAGAGCUGCUGCAAGCCCUCAGAGAGUUUUAUAACACAGAUAUACUCACAGAGGAGAUGCUUCAAGAGGCUGCCAGCCUGGAGACCAGGAUUUCCAAUGAAAGCUACGUUCCGCAUGGGCUGAAGGUGGUACAGUGCCACUCUCAGGGUGGGCUGCACUCCCUCAUGCAGCUGGAGAGCCGAUGGCGUCAGCACUUUCUGAAUACCAUGCAGCCCAAGUACCUGCCCCAGCAGUGGUCAGUGGAUCACAACCAUCAGAAGCUGCUCCGGAAAUACGGGGAGGACCUGUCCAUCAAGCUGUCUUGAUAGCUCCUUCCCUUCCAGGUUAGGACAGGUGGGCAGCUGGGCCCAAGGCUGAAAAGUUUUCCAUUUUAAUAUGCCAUUAAUUGUGAAAGCCUCAGUGAUAGAACUUGGAGCUAAUUCCUGAUAACCCCAGGCUGCUUCAUGAUGAACCAAGGCUUCAUUUAAGUGAAACUUAUGGUUUUGAAUUUUAAUUAGGAAGGGUCAGUUUUCUGUUCCCUCCCUCUUAUUUUUGUGGACCAGAAAGGCCUUUAUGUUUACUCUCCCUGAUUUGCAUUUGCUGAGCAGAGGGAAAAUGAAAGAUUCUCUCUGAGGCGACUUGUCAAGAC